AUGGAGAGGCCUUCUUCCCAAUAUGAUGAAAUGGGUUUGGUGGAGACAAAGAGGAGUAAGAGUGGAAUGAUAAGAAUGGAAAAGCGGGCAGUGGGGAUUGUGCAUGAGUUCUUGAGCUUGACUGUGGAGAAGAUGGUGGAGGUAGAGAAGAUUAGUCAUUUUAGGAAAUGGUUUGGUAUUGAUUUGAAUAUUAGGGAUUUGUAUCUGGAUCAUCCCGGGAUGUUCUAUUUGUCGACCAAAGGAAAGAGGCAACAGCGGCAGCUGAAGCGUUGUCUGCGGAGGUUGUGGGCGGCAGCUUUAAGAUGGUAG
Molecule: messenger RNA, 309 nt
Organism: Fraxinus pennsylvanica
Lineage: Eukaryota; Viridiplantae; Streptophyta; Magnoliopsida; Lamiales; Oleaceae
Source: the annotation of a GenBank genome assembly